Messenger RNA from Rubroshorea leprosula, 454 nucleotides. The record is from the annotation of a GenBank genome assembly. NCBI's taxonomy places the organism in Eukaryota, Viridiplantae, Streptophyta, Magnoliopsida, Malvales, Dipterocarpaceae.
AAGAAUUUUUUUUAUUUAUAUACUUACAUAGAAAUAUCUAACAACUAUUAGAUUUAUAGAAUCCAAACACAAACCUCCAAGAAACCCACCCUAUGCCAAACGAUAGUGCAAGGCCUGUGGUGGUGGGUCAAGGUUGGUGGGUGAACGCCAAUCUGCUGCUUGCUGACUACCGAUCUGCUGAAGAGACGAUGAAUGCCGAUUUGCUACCCGAUCUACUGCACUGUGGUUUCUUCUUUGCCGGAAAAGAGAUGGAAACUGAAGAAUGGAGACUGGAGAGUGGAGAGGCUGAGAAGGAGAAUGAUGGAUGAUGAAGAUCUGCUGCUCGAUCUACGAAUGAACGAUGGAUGAUGAAUACACAUGUGGGUUUUCUGAUUUUGUUUGGUUAUGGUAACUGGUAAGAGUUGAGAGUUGGAACUUGGAAGAGUUGAGAAUGGAAUGAAAUGAGAAACCCCAA